CAGAGCAACAUGGGGCAGUGAGGGAGAGACACAUGGAGAGAGAGAUGAGAGGUUAGGAGUCGCCAGUUGGCAAGACAAUCAGAGACAGGCCACUGAUUCAGAGCUUGGCGCACAGCUGGCGUGACGGGUAAAGAGGCUGCAGGCGAACACUGAGUGGAGGGACAGUGACAAUGUGCAGCGAGUGUGGGAUUAAAUAUACUGGAGAAUAUUAUCAACUCAAUAACCCAAAUAUCAAACAGGAAACAUUUGGAGACUACAGGUGGACGAUUUUGAACUGCAGCCCAGAGGGGAAUAACAGAAUGGAUGCUGCUUCUAAAAGUACAUUUGGAGAUAACUAAUUUAUGAACGAGUGUGGACGUCAUCUAGCAUCAAACUACUGGGCAAAGAAGUAAAAGAGGAACUGUUUUUUUCAUGUUGUUACAGAUGUUUUCUGAAUAACAUUAACAAUGUGGUAACAUUUGGCAUUCAAAAAAAAACCCUGUAAUUUUGUACAGAUCGCCUUUUUCAUUCUUCCAGCUUUUUCUCCAGAAGUAAACAUGUGGAAUUGACUGGAUUUGACAAUUCACAUCUUUACAGCAACUGGUCCUUCAUAUUUAGUACGUAGUACUGAAUGGAUGGUUUAUGAUGGGAAGGACCAGGACUGCCUGCAAAGUAAAGUGAAUCAGUCUAGACCUUAAUGUAGCACCAUCUAAAGAAGACAUUGUGUGUUUCCCUUGCAUCCCUUGUGCAAAUGAUACUACUAUGGAGGCCAGACACAAGCAAAACAAAGUGGAUUACAAACUGGUAAACCUACUGCAUCCUGCCAGGUUGGCAGUCCUGAUGAGGUGUUUGAACCAUGUGGUCCACUAAGAGCAUGGAGCCAGAGGAAGCACACACCCAGAGCAGCUUCUUCAGCAAGGUGGAUGUGCCCGACCAUGCUCACUACAUUGUCGCCCUAUUCGUCUUUGUCAUCGGGGCACUGGGCAUCACUGGCAACGUGCUGGUUAUGUUUGCCUUCUAUAGUAACAAGAAGCUUCGUAACCUGCCUAACUACUUCAUCAUGAAUCUGGCGGUCAGUGACUUCCUCAUGGCUUUCACACAGUCCCCCAUCUUCUUCAUCAACUGUCUCUACAAGGAAUGGGUGUUUGGAGAGAUGGGCUGUAAGAUUUAUGCAUUCUGUGGAGCCUUGUUUGGCAUCGCCUCCAUGAUAAACCUACUGGCCAUCUCUAUCGACCGCUACCUGGUUAUCACCAAGCCCCUGCAGGCCAUUCACUGGAGCUCCAAACGAAGAACCACUCUGGCCAUCCUCACGGUGUGGCUUUACUCUUUGGCUUGGAGUCUGGCUCCUCUAGUUGGCUGGAGCUCCUAUAUCCCUGAGGGCCUGAUGACAUCUUGUACAUGGGAUUAUGUCACAUACACAUCGGCCAAUAGGAGCUACACGAUGAUGCUGUGCUGUUUUGUUUUCUUUAUUCCACUAGGAAUCAUCUUUUACUGCUAUCUCUUUAUGUUUCUUGCUAUACGGAAGACUAGCAGGGAAGUGGAACGUCUGGGGACUCAAGUGAGGAAAUCCACCCUGAUCCAACAGAAGUCCAUCAGGAGCGAGUGGAAGUUGGCAAAGAUCGCCUUUGUUGUCAUUGUGGUUUAUGUCCUCUCCUGGUCACCAUACGCCUGUGUCACACUGAUUUCCUGGGCUGGGCAUGCCAACAUCCUGUCGCCAUACUCCAAGGCUGUCCCUGCAAUCAUAGCAAAAGCCUCCACCAUCUACAAUCCUUUCAUCUAUGCUAUCAUACACACCAAAUACAGGAUGACUCUGGCAGAGAAGUUUGCCUUCCUGUCGUUUCUGUCUCCCACUCCUCGAAAGCAAUGCAUCUCCUCCUCCAUCAGUGAGUCCUCUUUGAGGGACUCCAUCAUUAGCAGACAGUCCACAGCAUCAAGAACUCACUUUAUUACAGCUUCCUCCAACUCCACUGGCAUGGUAUUAAGGGAUGUAGAGAUGGAGCCUUUGGGAAGGAACUCAGGUGAUUCCUUCAGGAACAUGUCGUCAUACAGAGGCAGAGGCAGUGCCUAUAAGAAACAAUUAGAGCGGAAGACCACCAAGCCAUACGUGGCAGUCAAGCAUCCAUCUACCAUGAGUGAAUCAUCGAGCACCUGUGAGCAUGAACUGGUUUCCACCUCUCUCACCAUCGCCACUCUGCCCCUACUAGUUCUUACCAGGAGGCACAGCCAGAUUCUGACCAAUGAGAUUUCUGAUGCAGGGGAGGAGAAAGGCAGCAUCAGUGAUAGGUUGAGCAGCCACAAGAGCGACUCUUUUGAUUCCCUGAAUUUUGGAAAAAUCCCAUCCACUGAUCCCAGGUCGCCUCAGGAUGUUCCACGCAUAAUUGUCAUCAGUCCCACAUCUGAAAGCAGCCUCAUGAACCAUGACAGUAUUUACUUGGAAGAGAGUGUUGAGGCAAUGGAGAACAAUGUUUUUGUCAGCCUAAACUUCUCAUCAGAAGUUUUUGAGGCAGUGGAGUUACUCUCUUGACCAGCUGGCUAAUUACCCCUGUACUCUUUUCCACAGAAGCUAAAUUAUUUAUUAUGAUUUCGGACCACAGACCACACCAUACUCUUCUCUUCAGGCCAAGACUUGUUUUGGAUAUGGACAAAGUAUUCAUCCACUGAAAUAAAUCAUUUACUAUCUGUUUCUGAGCUUGCUGACUCAUCCUGUACAAGUAAAUCCAAUGUAUGCCACUCUGUUGCUUAGAUAACUGGAGUGCAGAAGAAAAGUUGGUAUGGCAAAUGAAACAAUAUGAAUUGGAGCUGAAAUAUUUAUAUUUUAGUUAAUUUAGGCCCACGUCAUAGAUUAUUUGCUGGAGACUGAAGAGAGUACAUUUGCAUCUGAAAUUAGUCCAGUUUAGAUAGGGAUAAGGCUCUUCUACCUAUACUUUAAAACUAGACAAAGUGUGUAAAAAUGUUCCAUGACUGACAUCAAAUCAAGAACAAUAUACACCCCUUAAUGGGAAAAGGAGCAAAAAUGACCAAAAGAAGCAAGAUUUUUGUUCAGUUUGAAUUCUAAUAUCACAAAGAAAUUGCUCUAACAACAUUAGGUUGUGAGGAUGUACUUAAAGUAUAUAUAUAUUCAAUUCUUGUCUUGUGGUAGUAGUUCCUUUAGGCAGUUUGGGCCUUUUUAUUGUCAGGAAGAUAUGGGUGUAAUGAAAAAGUGAGGCUGUUGAUACUGGUCAAAAAGACUGAGGCAGGGUCAAAUGUGUUUCAUAAAACAAUGACUUUUUUAAUUUUCUGUGGUGACUUUUAAUAUGUCUUGCUCAUUAUGUGGACACUGUGCUUUUUUAAUAAAUACUCCACUGUUCCCUUAAACUAUUCCUAUUCAUAUGAAAAACUUAAGUGUACUAUUUUUUGUUGCUUGUGAAUGCUGCAGUGCUGUUGCCAGUGAUCUGAGUGAGUAUGUGCUUCAAAUUCCCAUUAUAGGAAGGAAGCACCAGUAAAGUAGAUUUAUAUACACAUAUGACAAAAGAUGUUUACUGAGGACUGUGUUCAAUUUUAAAUGUUUUAUUUUUUGGGGAGGGGAUGGUUAAUUAAUUGCACUUUUUAAAAAUCUGUCCUUUCUUUUUAGACAGACAGCAUAUUCACCCCAGUCAAUAAACGACAACUCCUCUUGUUCCUAACUGGCUAAUUAUUAUUCCUUAUUAUUGUAAUCCCUCCAGUAAGACUAAUUUGCAGCAUAAAUACAAAAUUAGGGCCAAUGAUAGAUCUUGACUUGAUUCAUAUUCAUGAUCAACCUUUGGUGUGUUGUCUUCGUCAUCUGCAAUUUAAACAACACAUCCUCAUUGACAAAAUAGGUCGUUUGCCAAUGACUCCCCAAAAUGCAUAUAUGACUGUUGGAGAGUACCAGCAACAGGCGUACCGGAUUUUUGUUGUCAUUCUAACAAUAAAGAUAUUUGACUUGA
Messenger RNA from Siniperca chuatsi (mandarin fish), 3923 nucleotides. It is a transcript of the gene opn4xb, whose product is annotated as opsin 4xb. The transcript has 9 exons. Gene Ontology annotation, molecular function: G protein-coupled receptor activity. Gene Ontology annotation, cellular component: membrane. Gene Ontology annotation, biological process: G protein-coupled receptor signaling pathway; visual perception. The coding region runs from base 836 to 2503 and encodes 555 amino acids. Lineage: Eukaryota; Metazoa; Chordata; Actinopteri; Centrarchiformes; Sinipercidae. The record is from RefSeq and is a predicted model, not a curated record.